GUGGGAUUAACAGUGCACUCUCUGUUUUUGGACCCCGCCUACCAACAAUGGCGGCCAAACCCGCCCACGGCGUACUACGGAAGUUGACGUAGUCUGUUUUCGUAAUCUUGGGGUCUUUUGUACUACUACUACCACGCAGCAGGACAACAGGAAGCAUGUUCACAGAGGUGUUGAUUGGUCUGGUCCUUGGAGGGGUCAUCAUCUUGCUGCUUCUCAGAAGGAGGAGCCAUGUUUUGAAGUCCGAGGAUGGCUGGUGGGGGGUGGGUCCAGUCCCUGAUGGCGAGCAGGACACCAGCAUCCAGCCCUUCACGGUGACCACCAGCGAUGGAGAGUUGGAGGACUUACGCAGGAGACUAGAGCAGACGCGUCCAGUUCCCUCGUUGGAAGACAGCCAGUUCCAUUACGGUUUCAACUCCAGGUACCUGGAGGAGGUGGUCUCCUACUGGAGACAUGACUUUGACUGGAGGAAACAAGUGGACAAACUGAACCAGUACCCACACUUUAAAACCAACAUUGAGGGCAUUGACGUUCAUUACGUGCACGUGAAACCCAAGCGGGUGCCAGAGGGAAGCAGUGCGAUCCCUUUAAUAAUGGUGCACGGCUGGCCUGGAUCCUUCUAUGAGUUCUACGGGAUGAUCCCGCUGCUGACGGAGCCGUCAGACCCCCAGGGACUUGUGUUCGAGGUGGUGUGCCCGUCCAUACCCGGCUACGGCUUCUCGGAAGCGCCACAUAAGAAAGGGUUCGAUUCGGUGUGUGCUGCUCGCAUCUUCCACAAACUGAUGCGGCGCCUGGGCUUCCAGCAGUUCUACGCCCACGGAGGAGACUGGGGGUGGCUCGUCACCACCAACAUGGCUCAGCUGGAACCCAAGAUAGUCAAAGGCUUGCAUGUCAACUUUGCCCCAGCUGCCAAGCCUGGGCUGACCGUGACUUUAUCAAUCCUCCUUGGCCGCCUCUUCCCCAAGCUGUUUGGAUUCACCAGCAUGGACCUUGAGCGCAUUUACCCCUGCAUGCAGAAACUGUUUGUGGAGUCAAUCAAAGAGACUGGCUACAUGCACAUCCAGGCCACCAAGCCCGACACCGCAGGUCGAGGACUGAAUGACUCACCAGUGGGUCUGGCAGCGUACAUCCUGGAGAAGUUCUCCACAUGGACAAGUCAGAACUUUAGAACCCUGGAAGAUGGAGGACUCACAAGGAAGUUCUCUCUGGACGACCUGCUGACGAACGUAAUGAUCUACUGGACGUCAGGCUGCAUCGUUCCCUCAAUGAGGUUUUACAAGGAAAACUUUGCCAAUGGCCUCAAUCAGCCACACGUGAAUAUCCCGGUCUACGUGCCCACUGGAUUUGCCAGCUUCCCUAACGAGCUGAUGCACACCCCCAAGUUGUGGGUCCAACAGAAAUUCCGUAACCUCCUCACCUACACACCCAUGGCUCGUGGGGGUCACUUCGCCGCCAUGGAGGAACCCCAGCUGAUGGCUGAAGACAUCAACAACUUCAUCAGCAAAGUCGAGAAGAUGAAGGCGCAUUAGAGGUUAGACUGAGGGUGUGGUCAAUGUGAAGGAUUAUCCAUUUUUAUAAUUAUCAUUCAUUAUGAUUUGUGAUUAGAGAUGCUUGGUAUUGGCUUUUUAAAAGGCAUCCGAUAUUGUCAAACGCUUCAUUUCCGAUACCGAUAUCAACCGAUACCAAUUUAGGCAGCAGCUCUUCCCUGUAAUUACCUGUACUACAGUGUGCACUGUAUAUACAAAAUAUUUUGCAAAAUAAACCUCUCUUUUUCAAAAUCAACCCAAAUAGUGCAACAUUACAAUAAGAUUUAAGAGUGCAACGAUAUAAUAAAGAGACGAUAAUAUUCAGGAAAACCAGCAGUCAUUCGCUUUUCAAUGAUUCGUUCAUGACUCACAUUUACAUACACUGGAGCCAGUGAGACUCCGGUCUUCGUAAAGUACCCAUGAAUCAGUGAAACUCAAGUAGACAUCGGUGACCAAUGAAUCAGUGAGACUGAAGUCUGCGCAGCGUACCCGUGAAUUAGUGAAACUCAAGUCUUCGUCAGUGUCGAUGACCAACGAGUCAGUGAGACUCGAGUCCUCAUGGAGCACCCGUGAGUCAGUGAAACUCCAGUCUUCAUUGACGUCGAGGACCAAUGAGUUACCAAGUGAGACUCGAGUCUUGGUGGACUACCCGUGAAUCGGUGAAACUGAUGUCGACAAAGAUGACCAUUGUGUCAGCCAAACUUGAGCUUUCAUCAAGGUUGAUGACCAAUGAGUCACUGAGACUCGAGUCUUCGGGUGGUACCCGUGAAUUAGUGAAACUCAAGUCGACAUCAAUGACCAAUGAGUCAGUGAGACUCGAGUCUUCAGGUAGUACCCGUGAAUUAGUGAAACGCAAGUCGACAUCGAUGACCAAUGAGUCAGUGAGAUUCGAGUCUUCAUGGAGCACCCGUGAGUCAGUAAAACUCGAGUCUUCAAUGACGUCAAGGACCAAUGAAUUACCGACUGUAACUCAAGUCUUGGUGGAGUACCCGUGAAUCGGUGAAACUGAAGUCGACAUCAAUGACCAUUGUGUCAGUGAAACUUGAGUUUUCAUCGAGGUUGAUGACCAGUGAGUCAGUGAGACUUUAUUUUUCGCAGAGUACCAGUGAAUCAGUGAAACUCAAGUCUACAUCAAUGACCAAUGAGUCAGUGAGACUCACGUUUUCUUCGACCUCGAUGACCAAUGAGUCAGUGGGACUCGAGUUUUCACUGAGUACCCCCGAAUUAGUGAAACUUGAGUCUUCAUCGACGUCGAUGGUCAGUAAGGCUCAAUUUUUAGGACGACUACAAUUGAACAAUAUUGAGAGCUAAGAGGUGCUGGACGUUAUUUCUAUUAUGGAUAUAAUGUCAGUCUCAUCAUUAAGGUGCCUUAGUAUGACGUCUUCAUGCAUGGAAGACAUUUCGUAAUUAAAUGUAAUCCGACUUCAGCCUGCAUAUUUUAUUAAUUACUAAAAUGUAAUUUCAUUCAUUAAAAAUAUAUAUAUAUAUAUAUAUAUAUAAUUGUUUUUUUAAUUGUCAUUAUUUAACGUCUCUGCUUCACUGAUCACCAUUAUAUUAACCAAUCAGAAGCCAGACCCGUUAGUGCUUAAAGUAAACUGAUAUGAAAUAUACCACACACACAACACACUUCUGAUGUUUUGCAGUAAAAUACUAUUAAUUCAUGAAAGCAGCUUACCGUGACACUGUUUUUGUGCAUAGCAUCGUAAAGACAAUAAAAGGAAUUGAACAAAAGAACAUACUGUAUAUUCAUUUUAGAUAAUUGAUGUUUAUCGAGAAGCCUAUUAGCAUUUUUGUGACGUCACGUCAGGCUAUGCCGCUAAAAUUGCUUAUUACAGUGGAUGCCUGUAGAUCUUUAUACGGGGGUUUCCUGCUAGGGCCACCAGCGAAUGCCCACAUUUUUAUUUGACCAAAAAUCUGCAGAUUUGCAAGGCCGUGAGCGCUGAAACGCGAAUGCGCGGGGAUCCACUUUUUUUUUUUUUUGCAAUGUAAGUCAUCGUCGAGGCAGCACUAACAUCACUUUUGCUCUUACAACACCACCCCAUGACUAAAACCGUAUGAACCGUUUGAAAGCCCAAACGUCCAGCAUCUGUUUAUGCUUCCCCCUGCUGGUGUUUAUAGUUUGUACCUUCCUCCAAGCCUCCCAUCAGCCUUGCAGGCCAGCAGCUGCAGGUUGGAGGUCAGUGGGCUCUUGGUGUUAUUGUGUUGACAGCCCAGAGAAGACACCAGGCAUUCCUCCAACUGAUAACACCAUGCUGCACCUCUGCCAGUCAUACCUUUUGGAAACGUUCAAAUAAUUGCUUAUGAUAGUUCACAUUAGUCACACAUCAAUCACAGAUUCAAAUUUGCGAUUCAGCAUUCACAUUUUGGUUCCUUUUGUUUUCAUAAUGAACAUUUUAAAACAGUGGAAAUCGACCGGUAUUUUCAAAGUCUGUCAUUUUUUUUAUGAUUGAAGUGAUCUGAAUGUACAUGGUAUUUGUAAAUAUUAGAUCAUAUUUUCUGUAUUGACCGAGCAAAUAUACAGAAUGUAGCAUUUUGACAUAACAAGUAUAAGAAAUAUGAUGAUGAUACAAAUGGAAUAAAAUCAAUUAUUGCACAUUGA
Dunckerocampus dactyliophorus (ringed pipefish) is the source of this 4122-nucleotide messenger RNA. RefSeq names its product epoxide hydrolase 1, microsomal (xenobiotic) (gene ephx1). Gene Ontology annotation, molecular function: epoxide hydrolase activity. The transcript is spliced from 9 exons. NCBI's taxonomy places the organism in Eukaryota, Metazoa, Chordata, Actinopteri, Syngnathiformes, Syngnathidae. The record is from RefSeq and is a predicted model, not a curated record. Gene Ontology annotation, biological process: epoxide metabolic process. Bases 156 to 1526 code for a protein of 456 amino acids.